This is a messenger RNA of Saccostrea cuccullata (small rock oyster), 954 nucleotides long. RefSeq lists its product as uncharacterized. Bases 1 to 954 code for a protein of 317 amino acids. The record is from RefSeq and is a predicted model, not a curated record. The transcript is spliced from 2 exons. Lineage: Eukaryota; Metazoa; Mollusca; Bivalvia; Ostreida; Ostreidae.
AUGGAUAGUUCUCCCCAGAGCCAGCAUCAGUUUGGUCACUUUGGUUUUGAUGAAAUAGAAAUGGAGUGUGACGAUUGCGAUUUUGAGACAAUUGAUUUUCAAAACUUAGACAUGUUGUGCAGUAGUCAGUUAGAAGAUAUCACAGAAAACCUCAGUAUCCCUGCCUUUUCUGACCUCCCCAAGCCUGAGACCCCUGCUACCCCUCUCAAUGUGCAAAAAACAGGCAACAGAUUUAAAGAAAGUACAGACGACGAUGUGAACAGGUUGUUUGAAGCACGCCAAACUCUCGCAACCAAGAAAAACACUAGCUGGGGAUGUAAAUUGUUUCAAGACUGGAGCAUUGAGAGAAGAGGGGAGCCUGUAGAUUUAGAAGCAAUAUCACCAAGUCAACUUAAUAGUCUCCUUGAGAAAUUUUACUGUGAGGCUAGGCCCUUAAAAGAUGGGGAACUUUAUCAUAAAAAUACAUUGAAAAAUUUGAGAGGGGCUAUAAACCGAAAAUUGGCAGACCUAAAAAGAAACAUAGACAUUGUUAAAGACAAAGAUUUUAAAACAUCUAAUGGAGUCCUACAUGGAUUGUUGAAAGAGCGUGUUAGGGAGGGCACCUCAAAAUCAACACAGCACAAAGACCUGAUCGAAAAAUGUGAUAUGGAAAAAAAUUCGACUUACUUCAAGGAUGCGCAACUUAACCCAAUCAUUCUCCGACAAUGUGUCUACUUCAAUAUUGCAAUCCACUUCAUUUCUAGGGGCCAAGAAUUUCAUCACCAACUGAAAUUGGAUUCAUUCUCUUUUCAAUCCGACGACACAGGUGCAUAUGUUACACUUAGCCACGAGAUACAGCAAAAGAAUCACCAAGGUGGUUUAGGAAAUGUGGAAAUGAACACUGAUAAACGCAUGUAUGCUACAGAUACUGAAUCAUGCCCUGUAGGAAUGCUCCAACUAUUAAUUGAAAAAUGA